UCUCGGUGUCAUCGUGGUCAGCAUGCGCCGGCGCUCGUGUCGUGAGCAGACGCACGUAAAAUAUAUUUUUAUCUAAUUCAACCGUGUUAUUUUACGACAACCGUUAUUUACACGUUAAUAUAUAUAUUUGCGAAUAUAUCCUAAAAAAGUGUAUAAGUGAUAAGUGACUGAUAUAUAAAUCCAAAAUGAAAUUAUUUCUAGUUUUUACGAUAUUUACUCUGGUUGCGGGUGAUCCCGAAGGAUCUUUUUGCUGUAAGCCGAAUCAGGGUGUUUUGGAUGUCGACGAACACAGCUGUUUGGAUAUUAAACGUAAUAUAACAACACCAAUAAAACUUGAAUGUGAAAACGUGGUUUCAAUAUCGACAUCGGUGCUAAACUUUAGUGUCACGGAUGAAGGCUUUUUGAUCAUAUUUAUGGACGAUACGGAACCACAAGUCGAUAAAGACAGCUUCUGCGUUGCGAAUGAAACAACCAACAGUUCUGAAAGACUUUUAGUACUGUGUGCGGACCAGGAUGAAGUUAUUGUUGAUGAAAAAGUUUUAGGAUACUGUAUGCUGGUGUCUGUUAUAUUUCUGAUCCUGACAGCCGUCGUUUAUUGUUUGCUACCGGAGAUGAGGGAUAUCCAAGGGAAAAGUAUAAUAAACUUUUGUCUUAGUUCAGCAAUCGGAUUCGGCGUUUUGUCAUUUAUGAAGUUAUUCGAAUACUCAGAUAUGAAUCUAUGCGCUGCAAGAGGUUUCUUAGUGUAUUUCUUUUUAAUCGCGAGCUUCUUUUGGACGAAUGCUAUAUCCGUACAAAUUCUUCUUAAUAUAAGACGACCAGCUACCUCGGAUUACGGCUGGAAACCUUUCAUAUGGUACGCCCUAUACGCUUGGGGUAUUCCUGUCAUCUUAACCGUUUGUAUGGCCAUCGUCAACUUCCACCCGGGACGGCACCCGAAACCUGGUAUCGGAUUAAAUACGUGCUGGUUUUAUACUAAAAAACAACAGUGGCAGUACAUGUACAGCGUGAUGACGAUCCUCAUCUUAACUAAUAUCGGUAUAUUUUUGUACAUAUCGAUACAUCUUUGCUGUAAUUCCUUCGCCUCGAGUCACAUAAAGGCAUUAAAAUACAAACUUCUAAUGACUGUCCGACUAUUCAUAGUGAUGGGACUGCCGUUCGUUUUCGAAAUGAUCAGUUCGCUAUUCAAACCUCACAUAGUAUGGGUCGUGAUUGACAUAUUUAACACUCUACAAGGACCGUUAAUUUUCUUGAUACUGGUCGUAUUUCGACGUAAAGUUAUAAAGGCAAUGCACAAGAGAGGCUGGUUGGACUGUAUGUCUAAUAUGGUAGAGCGCCAUCUAGCGGUCGGCAACGAUGAAGAGGACAUCGUACACCACACAGAUGUCGCUCUCGAUGAGAGGACAGCUAUCUAGUCUUACAAAUAUCAAGAAAUAUUGAUAAAAAUAUAACAUGGUUCUUAAUACUAUGUACGUAAGAACUAAUAUUGAAUAAUUGUACAAGUACGUAAUGUUUCGUGUGCAAAGUUUUUUUUUUGUACCCAGUUAGCGUGUAUGAGUCAGAACUAUUUACUCAUUAAGCGCUUUAAGCUGAUAGUAAUUUUCACCUUAAAUAGCAAUGAUUUCUUGGAAUCUCUCCGGUGACGCAUGACGGGAAGUGUAGUAAAUACGAACUUUAUAAUUAUGUCGUAUUUGAAUGACGUUAACGCUUACUAUUAUUACUAUAUGUAAAUCCAUAUGAAUAUGAAUGAGAACUAAUUUAAUGUCGAUUUGUAUAAAAGUUAUGAUUAAUUUAGUCACUUGAUAUUUGUAUCUGGUUAUACAUAAUUAUAUAAAUCUUAUUAUAUUGUUAACAUUAUUACGAUGCUGUUUUGUUAAUAUAUAGGUGUAUAGAUAAUAAUCAAAUUGAAACACCUAAUCCAUGUAUUGAAUUAAUAAAACAGUAUAUAUCCAACGGUAUUCAAUACGAGCGCCAAAAGUGUGCAAAUCUUCGAGAAAUCGAUAACUCAUGUUCAUACUUGAGUAUCCAAGAUUCGACCCACAUCGACAUAUUAUGUGUGGGUCGAAUUAAAAAAACAUAUACAAAUGUAAAUGUCGUUUAUAUUUCUCAGUACACGACAAAAUCAUUAUUUAGAUUUAAUUGACUACCUACUCAUACGGUCAAAUCUUGCCAUUUUUUUUUGUAUAAAAAAUGUUGCCAGAUUAUAAACUUUGUAGAAAUCGCUCUGUUUUCAGAAUAUUAUAAUAAAAAAAUUAUGUGCUAUAAAUUAAUCGGUUUCAAUGACUUUACGAAAAAUCGAUAUUUCGACACAAACGACCAUUUAAUAAUAGUAUUAUAAACACUUAAUGUAUUUGUUUGUAUCUAAGCGCUAAUCUCAAGGAAUAAUUAAUAUAUUUUAUAAGUAUUAUAUUUCUUUAUUGAACUCAAGCAAGCAAAUCGGAAGACCUGUUAUAUGCAGCUAGGGUUGCCAAGCCCAAAAAUAGAAGAACUGGUCUCCGUAUACAAACAGAUACUUUAUUUAAGGACCUUUCCUUAAUAUUCAAAGUAGAAAUUAUAUUAUUAGCAAUUGUAAAUAUCGAAUUUAAUUUGUUAAUCAAAUUAAUUACUUAUAAAUAGGCACAAUCUCUAUUAACAUACAUAUAUACCCGAUAAGCAUCAUAGAUAAAUGUAUGGAAUUUAAAAAUAUAUUAAAUUAGUUAUACUAUUAAUAUUUCUGACAUAUUGUUAAUAAUUUUAAAAAAUAUGCUAAAAAUAAAUAUGUAAAAUAAUAAUAACGCAUUUAACCACCGAAACUAUAAUUUAUAAUUUAAAUGUACUUAAAUACAUUAAACAAAUAUGUAUGACAUUUAUGUAUGGCAUUUAAAUUAAAAUGUAAUCUUUAAGAAACAACACUUGUAGCAUUUUUACAACCCUUAUUUUUUUCGACAUAAAUGCAACUGGAUACUUGUGUUUGUUUGUGUUUUUUACAGUAACAUAAAUAAUGUAUAAAAUUUCAAUCAAAUAUAUUAUUUCAAUGUCAUUUAAAUUAGUCAAAAUUGUGUUCUUAAGCCCAAAACGCUGUACCUUAUGCCUGUCUAGUGUAAGCGUAUGUUGUAUUAUGACCUUUUAGCCAAUAGUAAUACCCAGAUCUAUCUUGAGGCAGGGUACAGAGGGUGCAAAAAAACUCGAACGCCACGCGUUGCGAGGUACCCAGCCGAUAAAGGUCAAGUUUUCGAUUAACUAUGAGGUGCCCCAUAAGAUCUAUGAAAGAUAUUUUUGUGGAAUUUGAGAUAGUUCGAACACUGCUUGCAUUCGGGCGCUUGGAAUGCUUAAGAUUGGUCCGGUAAAAACUACUGUUACACAUAGAAUAUUAGAAAAAACUCAAUAAAAACAUUGAUAACAUUAUUUUUUUUUAAUAAAUAUCAAUAAUUGCAAAAUGCACUUGCACUAAUUUAUAUGCAAUACAACAUACAAUAACUAACUAGUCGUAGUCUGAGAUUUAAAGACAAACUACUGCAUAGUGCGUCACGAUUGACGUGCUUUUUAAAUUUAAAUAUUAUUAUGCUUCUUUUUAGCACAUUAAUAAUUAAUUAUUUAAUUUAAUAUGCAGUACAACAACAGUUGUUAUUGUCCGUUAAUUCAACAUAACUCUAUUUAACAUAAUAUGGAUAUUACUAUUAUGUACAUAAUUUACUAAAUCAUCUUGUUUUCUUAUAUUAAUUAUAAUAUAUUUGUCAUAGCAUUGGUAACUAAAAUGACAUUUGAUUCAAAUAAUUUAACGCUUAUUGUAUUACGAAAUAAUUCAAAAUAAUGAAUACGCGUCCUAAUCCGUCCACACAGGAGGCACCUUUAGGACAUGUUUAUUCUGAGCCAUAUGGCUCACAAUAUGUGGCUCUCGUCUUAGUGAUUAUGACGAUAAUGGGUCAUAUAGUGCCCAAGUUUGUGCGCAUACACAGGUCUCUAGUCUACCACUCAUAAUCCGAUGAGACGGCAAAUCCGAAACCGAGAAGAGUUCAGGCGGGCCAACGGACUUACGUACAUUACGCAGUUAAAACUCGGGCCGGCUACUGAGAAUUGUUCGAAGACUUUAGUCUCAAUACUUACUAUCCCAGCAGGUAACGCCGUCGAGGCCAAUAGGAUAAAUUAUCCCCUAAUAAAUUCCAAAAAUAAAUAUACGUAAGUAUAUAUAGGAGUAAGUUUUUUAACUUGAAAUUAAAUUGCAUAUUUUUCAUUUAAUUCUACGUAUCAUACUUUUAUGAAAUUUACGAAAUCUUUUGAUAAUUUAUGUCGGAAUUAUAGUUUAUAUUAUCUUUAUUAAAAUAUUUUAAAUAAAGUCUUUUUGUUUCAUGACCGGUAAAGGGACAUUACAAUAAACUAUGUAAGAGACGAUAUCUCGUGUUAGUGACGAAUCGUGUGAUUCACCCGACUGUUUGUCUGUAGAAACGGAUGAUCAAUAAAUAACGCAAUCUUUACUAAUUACGUUUCCUAAUUACUCUCGUCAUUAAAUUUUAUUGUCAGAACAUCUCUAGAAACAUCAAAUCCAAAAUGUCUCCAUACCUAUGUUAUGUGAAAAAUAUAAGCACGUGAUUUUUUCAAUGUGAAGAAAAUUGUAACGGAUCUUCAUUGUGGCAUUUGAAGAAUAUAUUGUAUUAUUAUUUAAUUAUUAAUGAAUCUAUUAAAUAAGUACAUGUUACA
Molecule: messenger RNA, 4671 nt
Organism: Vanessa atalanta (red admiral)
Lineage: Eukaryota; Metazoa; Arthropoda; Insecta; Lepidoptera; Nymphalidae
Product: G-protein coupled receptor Mth2-like
Exons: 8
Coding region: 186-1412 (408 amino acids)
Biological process (GO): cell surface receptor signaling pathway; G protein-coupled receptor signaling pathway
Cellular component (GO): membrane
Molecular function (GO): G protein-coupled receptor activity
Source: RefSeq, a predicted model, not a curated record